AUGGAUAUAACAUUAUCUCAACAGUUUUGGUUAUCAGAACUCAAAGGAUGUAAUCUCACACGCCAGUUACCAUUACCUAUUGACCGACAACGCUCAUCAAAUGAUCAACGAUCAGGUUUAGCCUCUACAUCUCAAAUCACUUUUGAUGAUGAAAUAUGCAUAUCAUUUCUUAACUAUGCAUCAUCACAUCAUCUCACACCUUUUCAACUUGGAUUAUCCAUAUUUUAUGUGUUUCUAUUCAAAUUAACUCAUAAUCAAACAGAUUUAUGUAUUUCUUCUAUUAAUGCUAAUCGAUAUCGAAGUGAAUUAGUGGAUAUGAUAGGAAUGUUUGUAUCAACAUUACCCUAUCGUGUUGAACUUGAUCCUCAUUGGUCAUUCGAUGAAGUAGUUAGAUAUGUACAAGAAAAAUGUUUAUCAAUUCUUGAACAUUCUCAUUAUCCACUUCAACAUAUUCUUACUGAUUUCCAUGUUAAUCAAUCCAAUGCAUCAUUUAUUGAAACAAUGUUUGAUUUUAUCAAUAUAUCAAACGAAGGUAAUGAUUUAUGCUUGAAUAGUGUGAAUCUACAACAAGUGUUGUUAAAUGAAUCAUAUGAAAUAGCUAAAUUUGACUUUUCAUUAAAUUUUAUAUACAAUUCAUCAUCAGAUUAUAAUCAGUUGUCUUGUUCUUUUGUUUGCUCAAGUGGUUUAUUUGAUGAGACAACUAUUUCACAAAUAGCUCAAAGAUUUCAGUACAUGUUUGAAAAACUGUUUCAAACACAAUCAAGCAACAUUCCUGUGAUGCACUUGAGUUCAUCGAUUAGCAAACUGUCUCUUAUUCUUCCUGAUGAAGCUGAAGAAAUGAAAUUAGUCGUGUUUCAUCGAUUGGAGAAUAUUGUCAAUGAAGCACCAGCAUCAUUUGCACAAGCUCUACAAUCGUAUAAUGAAUCGAUUCAUUACACUCCUCACAUAUCACAAGUACCAAUCUACAACAUACCUUUUGUUUAUUCUCUCGACUCACAUCAUACUUUAUCAGUACAACAUCUUCGUCACGCUCUUCAACUAAUCGUUACAAAACAUCAAACUUUUCGAACAUCACUCAUCUUUCAUACAGAAAACGGUGGACUCAUGCAACGAAUCGUAGACCUCAGCCACAGUAGUAAUUCAUUACUUACAUUUAUUGAAAGCACUUAUACAACACAUGAACAACUAAAUCAUAUCAUACAUGAAGAAAGACAUAAUCCUCAUCUUUUUGAUCUUGCUCAAGGUCUUGUCUUUCGAUGUCAUAUUGUUUAUUAUAAGCAAAUCUCUUCGGAUCAACUUCUUUCUGACAAAGAUCUACUUAUCUUCAACUUUCAUCAUGCUUUGUUUGACUUUUCAUCAAUGAAUAUAUUUCUUCAUGAUCUCAAUCAAGCAUAUACAACAGGUCAACUAUUAUAUGAUGAUAACACUAAUCUGCGUUAUCUUGAUUAUGCUGUUAUUGAACAAGAAAUGUCGAUGACUGGUGCAAGUAUGUUUUGGCUAGAUGUUCUUCAUGAUUGUAAACUUGAUCAACCUUUAUCGUUACCAUUUGAUCGAUACCGUCUUGCAAAUGAACAUCCAACUGGUCAUACAACAUCUAUUUCUUUUGAUUUUGGCCAAGAUCUCUUACAUGCCUUUCUUACUCACGCAUCAUCAAAUAUCAUAUCAUUUGAACAUCUCACAUUUGCUAUUUAUUUCAUCUUUCUAUUUAAACUAACUAAUGGACAAACAGAUAUAUGUAUUGCUAUGAAAGUCAACAACAAUCGAUAUAGAAAUGAACUCAAAUCAAUCAUUGGACUGUUUGAGAAUGUCAUUCCAUUACGAUGUCAAUUAGAUCCUCAUUGGUCUUUUCCUCAAUUACUCGAACAUGUUCGAGAGAUAACAACAGAGAGUAUGAAAUAUUCAUAUUUUCCACUUCAACGUAUUCUCAAUCAACAUCCACAUAUUUCCAAACAUGCAUUUCUCGAUACAUCUCUGGAAUUUAUAUCAUACAAGAGCAACAAUGACAAUAAUGCAUUGAUGAUUGGUGAUUCUCGACUUGUGCCAGCAUCUUUCUCAUUCAAGAUUAACGGAGAUGAGAUGUUAAGUACAUCCGAUUUCUCUCUUUCUAUUUAUCAUGAUAUGAACAUGAAUCAACUAUCAUGCACAAUCAAUGCAUCACUCGAUUUCUUCAAUAGAGAUACAAUAGAGAAGAUUUCACAACGAUUUCAUUUCAUCUCAAAUCAGUUAUUUGCAUCUACUAUCGAGAGUCAUUCAAACAAACCUAUCUUUGAAUUCUCAUUAACAUUAUCAAAUGAACAAUAUCAAAUACAAUCGAUGAAUAACACACAAAUAUCGUUUUCAUCUCCUCUCACUUGUAUUCAUCAUGAGUUUGUACAUCAAGCAAUGCAACAUCCACAAAAACUAGCUGUUGAACUAGAUGAACAAUCAUUAACAUACUAUGAACUUCUAUACUAUGUUCAAGUCGUAUCUUUAACUCUUCUUAAUGAAUAUCAUUUGUUGGUAGGUGAGGUCGUAUGUCAAUGUGUUGAGCGAAGUUUGUCAAUGGUGAUUGGUAUUAUGGGAAUUGAAAUGGCUGGUAGUGUUUAUUGUCCCUUAUCACCGCGGGACCCACAACAUCGUUUGCAUGCACU
Molecule: messenger RNA, 2630 nt
Organism: Adineta steineri
Lineage: Eukaryota; Metazoa; Rotifera; Eurotatoria; Adinetida; Adinetidae
Source: the annotation of a GenBank genome assembly